Ilyonectria robusta is the source of this 1228-nucleotide messenger RNA. RefSeq lists its product as uncharacterized. The transcript is spliced from 3 exons. Bases 306 to 1103 code for a protein of 265 amino acids. The record is from RefSeq and is a predicted model, not a curated record. Lineage: Eukaryota; Fungi; Ascomycota; Sordariomycetes; Hypocreales; Nectriaceae.
GACUGCCAGAUGGACAAUGGAAGGAUCUGCCCUUGAAUCUGCCUCCCGCUCGGUAUCGUUUAGAUGGUGGUGGAAUCGUCAAAGGCCUCCAUGGCUGUUAUGACUGUGUAUCAUCUCUGAUAUAAAGGGGAUACAAAUCAGCCAGGCUCGCGAUAAUUAGAAUCAUCAAUAAACCGAGCUUUAGACUUUUAUCUCCGUCUUUUUGCAUUAAGAUACGACGACUUUGUCGGGUCUUCCAUCGCGAAUUCCUCCUCCAGCCAGUGACCUACCCUAGACUCGACCUACUCUUCAACGUCAACAGCAUCAUGGGCAACGUUUCUAUGGCCGAACUUGCCAUCUAUACGACUCUCAGCAUCCCUACACUUUAUAUUCUCGUCAAGCAUGGCCCACCGGGAUACUUGGGGUGGUUUUAUCUCAUCACCUUCUUUUCGCUUCGGAUUAUAGGAGGGGUACUGUCUUUGACUGGUAACUCGGCUGCCAGCAUUGUUUCCAACAUUGGAAUAUCUCCUCUUUUGUUGGCAGCUGCUGGUAUCCUCCACGAAGCGAGAGUCUAUAGAAACCGAGACCUCGACCCCAAGAUAGAGUGGAUCAAGGUGCUGUUGUAUCACUUCCAUGUCACCGGCGGAGUAGCCCUGCUCGCAAUCGGGGCAUCGCGCCUCCAAGGCAGCAACCCAGCGCCGAGCGACCUGACGCUCGUCAAAGUCGGGCUGGCAAUCCUGACUGUGGCCUGGGUUGUUCUCGCAGGUUGGGCCGGUGUCUCGCUACGCCCUCUCGCAAGCUUGAAUGUGGCCAACCCGCAGCGGGCUGGAACAAUGCUACUCUUCUCCGUCCUCUUCUCCGCCAUCUUCAUCGGCAUUCGCGUCAUCUACUCCCUGGUCACAGUGACGUCAGGCGCUGCGAGCAUCAACCCAAACACAGCCUCGCUCGCAGUUCAAGUCCUGUUACAGUUGCUGCCCGAGCUUAUCGCAGCCCUGACUUUCGUCGCUGUCGGCGCUUCCACUCGAAAUGUCUGGGGUGCAUCAAAAGCGGAGGCUGGUCGGGGUCCGCAAGCGCCGCAUGAUUCAGAGCUCAAGGGCCGCAGGCGGACGGCCGAUGUUGUGUAAUUUAGUCCAGAUACUGCCAAGAUAAGGGUUCUACCUGCGUGGACUGAAGUACCUGUACCUGCGUACUCCGUACAUAGUAAGAUUAUAGAUGCUUAUCGUUCGUUACUACAGAUACGACGAACGGA